Molecule: messenger RNA, 315 nt
Organism: Phycomyces blakesleeanus NRRL 1555(-)
Lineage: Eukaryota; Fungi; Mucoromycota; Mucoromycetes; Mucorales; Phycomycetaceae
Exons: 4
Coding region: 1-315 (104 amino acids)
Biological process (GO): microtubule-based movement
Cellular component (GO): cytoplasm; cytoplasmic dynein complex
Molecular function (GO): dynein intermediate chain binding
Source: RefSeq, a predicted model, not a curated record
AUGACAUUUGACCUUGAUGAGAACCUGAGGCGUCUUAGUAAUCGCAAAGGAGUAAAAGGAGUUGUGAUUCUAAAUGGCGAUGGACAAGCGAUCCGAUCGACACUCGACAAAGAUCUUACAAAACUUUACGGUCAGCUCAUCAGUCAAUUGGUCACCCAGGCACGCACAACAGUUGCUGAUCUAGAUGAGGAUAACGACGUUACAUUUCUACGUAUCCGAACAAAGAAGCAUGAAAUUAUGGUUGCACCAGACCAUGAAUAUCUGCUCGUAGUUGUCCAGGAUCCAUUAGAGUCAGCACAAAGUGGAAAUCCUUAA